UUCUAUACAUUGAACGAGCUCAACCAUAUUUGUUGUAGAAAAAUUUUCAGAUAGAAAAAUUCUUGUAGAACAAAAAGUCCAGUAAAACUGCAAAUAAAUGCGUGCAGCAGUUUAAAAUUGCAUUCCAAGAAGAUAAAAGUUCAAAAUAAAUAUAUUUUCACCUUUUCAGUUGUUUAAAUGUAAAAAGUCUACAACAAAACGCAUAUUUACAAUUUUUUAAGUGUCGGAACAAUUUAAUUACUUGCAAUUAACAACUCAUCUCUAUUAUUGUUGCUGUCGUCAUCAUAAGCUAUUGUGGAUUCGGAAGGAUCUCAUCUGUCUACAAGUAUAAAACACAGACGUUAAUUAACGUUGCAAUACCAAGAGCAAGAGCUGCAGCAACAGUCAAGGAGUCUUACAAUGGCGCUGACUGAACAUGAUAAUGUCUUCUUUUUUGUUCCAAAUCUUAUUGGAUAUGCUCGCAUUGUGCUAGCGUUGAUAGCAUUCUGGUUUAUGUCCACUAAUUACGUGGCCGCAGGAUGGUGCUACGUCAUUAGCGCUCUACUAGAUGCUGUCGAUGGUCAUGCGGCACGCGCAUUUAAUCAAAGUACACGUUUCGGCGCUAUGUUGGAUCAAUUGACCGAUCGUUGUGGCACCAUGGGUCUUUUAGUGACGCUCAGCUACUUUUAUCCCAAAUAUAUGUUCUGGUUCCAAGUCUCAAUCGCCAUAGAUGUUGCUUGCCAUUGGCUUUAUAUGCAAACGAGCGUUAUGGUCGGAAAAACAUCACACAAAUCGUUCGAUGUCAAGGAAAAUGUGAUAAUGCGCACAUAUUAUCAGAAAGAUGUGCUCACAUUUAUGUGCUGUGCAAAUGAACUCUUUUACGUGUGCUUGUAUCUUCUGUACUUCACCUAUGGACCAUUAAUCUUUGGCAUGUCCCUGUUUAAACUUUUGGCUAUCGUUAUGGCACCAUUUGCUCUACUAAAGUCUCUGAUCUCCUGCUUGCAUGCCUAUGUAGCCAGUAUUGAUUUGGUCGCUUUGGAUAUGCGUGAACGUAAGGAAAAGCGCGAAAAGGAAGAAGGUAAAAAGGCAGAAUAAUUCCACCAAUUGAAGUCUUCGAAAUUCUUUUGUGAUGUAUAUAAUUUUAUACAAACAUCUAUAACGAUCAUUUACGCGUUUCGAUAAAAUAUUUAUUAUUAAAAGUAUGAGUGUUGUUUAGUCGUAACUAAUUUUAUUUAUUUUUUUAUUUAAAAUGUAAUAUUUUUCCUUAAAUUUAAAUAGUUAAUUUCAAUUAUUUAUUCUAAGUCUUAAAAGUGUACCUACAUAAUUGUUAAACUUCAUAUAUAAAAUCACAUUGCGAGCGAUCCAAUGGAAGCAGCAUCUUCAGAAACGUUGUAGUAUUUUUGUUGUGACUAAGUGAAUUAUAUAUUAUGCAUAUAUAGAGGAAGGGUAAUUGAUUGAUAAUUUAACGUAAUAUUAUUUCAUAUUAACAAAGUAACAACAUGGAAUCAAAUUAAACCUUAACUGUAGACACUUUUGUUAAAAAUAAUUGUAGUUUUAGAUGUGUAAAAACUGAAAUUGAAAUAUUAUAUAUGUUGUAAAAAAAUGUAUGUAUAAAUUUCUUCCAAGUAGCCAAACAGAAUGUGAAUUGAUAUGUGUAAUAUGAAAUAAGACAUUUGGUAAAGUUAUGAAAGAAUUUAAAUUUAAAGAAAAACAUAUUAAUUGAAAGCUAUAUGUUUUGGCCAAAAAUAUUAAUUCAUGAAUGUAACUCACAUAUUUUAUGCUUAAUGCACAUACAUACAUAUGUAUAUUUGUUCGGCAAAGGUGAAAUCUAUAAUAAACAAAACUGAAUGUC
Zeugodacus cucurbitae (melon fly) is the source of this 1831-nucleotide messenger RNA. It is a transcript of the gene Pis, whose product is annotated as CDP-diacylglycerol--inositol 3-phosphatidyltransferase. Gene Ontology annotation, biological process: phosphatidylinositol biosynthetic process. The coding region runs from base 400 to 1074 and encodes 224 amino acids. Gene Ontology annotation, molecular function: CDP-diacylglycerol-inositol 3-phosphatidyltransferase activity. NCBI's taxonomy places the organism in Eukaryota, Metazoa, Arthropoda, Insecta, Diptera, Tephritidae. Gene Ontology annotation, cellular component: membrane; Golgi apparatus. The transcript has 5 exons. The record is from RefSeq and is a predicted model, not a curated record.